CACCUUCUUCGUCUCUUGAUUUCAGCUUUCUCACUCUUUGUCAGUUUGUCUGUCCCCUCUUUCUAAGCAUCUUCCUGUUGGUAUAGUCACAUGUUCAGGCUUAGAUGCCUUUAAUCCCACCCCCACUGCCAGAGAGGGAGGAGAGAAAUUUGCAGAAGAGAAGUGAGCAACAAGCAGAGUGGCAAGAUAAAACAGAAAACAGAGCUGCAUGGAUCCCCUCUGAUAGAAGCAGGGAGUCUGGAUGGUGUAUAGCCUGUGCUGCCGGAGAGCAGGGAAAAAGAAAAGAAGAGACAUGCCGGAUUUACAGAGAGCCAGGGGCUACUGCAGGCUCCAGGAUGUCUCCUGACCCGCAAGGCGAGGCUGCUGAACAGAAAAGGUUACAAAUGUUCCUUAAGUAUUCAAAGGGGAACAAACAGAAGCUCUAAAAAGGGAGAAAAAAUGACAGUACUGACAGCUGCUGAAACCAUGAGUAAAAUCAACCCCUCUGAUGAGCAGAAAACAGUCUGAACUCUGGAUUCAAGUUCUGCAUAUGGGAUAAAGCUUCAUCUCUGUGAACAGCAAAAAAGUUUGAUCUACAUUUGGAACUCUCAAGUUCCUAGAAUUACAGCCAAAAAGUUGGGAGGAAAUUAGUUUCUCUACUUCUCUUCUAUAUCCUGGAGCUUUUUUGGCAUAAGCUAGAGUAUUUAUUGCACUUUCAUAUGCUUCUGACAGUUAUUAGCCUCUGUGGUUAUUCUGCUACCAAAGGACAACAGCCUUUUCCUCUGUGGGGAAACUGAUAAAGAACAUGGCAACCAAUGUGGCUGCUUUCAGCCUGGCAAAAGCACCAGUCUGAUGGUUGCUUUGCUUAAGCUGUUCUGAGCUGCAAAAUCAGAGCAAGACCUAUUGGAUUUUGAAUUUUGUUACUGAUGGGCCAAAGCCAAAUUAAGUCAGGAAUGCUGGCAAAUAUGACACUGCGACAUGCAUGGCUGGCUUCCAGCAUGCACACCUCUUCGGAGUUAGCUACUUCCUUGCUACCUCCUGAGAGGGUUGCACGUAGCUGCUCACCCUCGUGCCAAGAAUUAGGACGACAGUAGGGGGAGACCCAACACAGCUUUCCAAGCAGGCAGAACCAGAGGAGAAUUGACUCUGAGGCAUCAGAUGCAAAGGGAGUCCACAUGCAGGGAUCUGGAUAGCACGUUUUCACUGUGCUGUUCUGGCUGUCCCAUGUAUAAGAAGGACUGCAGAAGAGCAAGACCUUAGGCAAGUCUCACUGGGAUUCAUCAAGUGAGGCUGUAGCCCAAACUCUCAGCUAGCAGCCAGUCUGAUGUUCCCGGUGCUAUAUAGAAGAUACAACAUCUGUUUCUCCCUUCUCCAUUUUCAGUAUGAGACAGUACAAGGGCUCUCUUGCUUAGACAGGUAUUUCUAAUGGUUGCAUGUAUAUCCUGAAAGAUACAGAACUCACUGCAGGCCCAUACUUCAUCUACCUCAGAUCUCCAGCACAGCUGGCAAGUAGAAAGUAAUUAUUACCCGAAAAAUAAACUAUCUUCUAGGUCUUCUUCAUCUCCUUAAAUUUUCCCACUGUGGUUCUCAUUUUCAAGUCCGGAGCCUGAUUCUUCAAACUGUCAACAUGCCAACAGUGUAGCUCACAUCAAAGGGAGGCUCAGAGGCAUCCCAGUGGUUUAGAGAGGAGGAGAUAUCUGAGAGAGACAUGCACCGCAUCGAGAAUACGUGUGCCCUUUGUGAAGUGUGAAGUAAAGUGGCUUGAUCAAGCUGUGCAGGCUUGGCACCUGCUGCCCCAGUGAUAUCUUGCCAUCCAGAAGUGAAGAAAUGAGGGCAUGAAUAGAACAAGAGUGCCUUCCUUCACCAGUAGCCAUGUUACACCAAGGCUGGCAGCUCUAUGGGAGGUGGUGCCGUUGGUCCAGCCCUUUCAUCCAUCUCCUCACACUGACUGUGGUGACAUUCGGUGUGCUGGCUCCUUUGAUUUGCCACCGGCUCCUCCACUCCUAUUUCUACCUGCGGCACUGGCACCUGAACCCCAUGAGCCAGGAGUUCCUGGAACAGAACCGACAGGAGGGCCAGGCUGCCCUCCGUUACUUUGAGGAGCUGCAGACACUAAACACUUCUGAGGCGUCUGGCAGUGAGGCCUUCCGGCCCUUGCUGCUGGUCACCAUUAUUACUGUGCAGAGGCGGAGCGACUUCCACUAUGUCCUGCAAGUAGCCUCCCGCUUCCACCACCUCCUCCAGCAAUGUGGCGCACACUGCCGAAGCCACCGCAUCCUCCUCUGUAAUGUGGAGCCAGACUCCAAUAGCCACCAGGAUGUCAGGCUACUUAGCAGUUUCUUUCCUAUGGUCAGUCGCAACAAAAACGAGGACCCUGAUCCCAGAAUGAACCAGUUUGAGAAGGAGAAGCAGGACUAUGUCUUCUGCCUUGAGCAGUCACUGUUGGUCUACAAUCCAGAAUACAUCCUGAUAGUGGAAGACGAUGCUGUGCCAGAAGAGGAGAUAUUCCCUGUCUUGCAGCACCUCUUGCUGGCCCGGUUUUCCAAGCCAUACCUCAGAGAUGCGCUCUACUUCAAGCUUUAUCACCCCGAGAGGCUUCAACGCUAUUUCAACCCUGAGCCCAUGAGAAUUCUGGAGUGGCUAGGUUUGGGAAUGUUUCUAGGGCCAGUGCUGAACUUUGUCUACUCCUGGGCAACCGGUCGCCCAAGCCUUAGUUGGCCCCCUGUCUUGUUCUUUGCUUUGUACAGUAUGGCUUUGUCAGAGCUGGUGGGACGCCAUUACAUGCUGGAGCUGCGUCGACUGGCUCCCACGCUCUAUAAUAUUGUGCCCGUUACUGAAUGCUGCACGCCUGCCAUGCUGUUCUCUGCUCCUUCUGCCCGCCGUGCCUUAAGUUACCUGAAGGGGCUGCACUGCCGCCAGGGUUUUGCUAAGGAUAUUGCCCUCUACUCGCUGCUACGAACUAAGGGGGAGAAUGCCUAUGUGGUGGAACCCAAUCUGGUUCGGCAUGUAGGCUUGUAUUCCAGCCUUCGGUUAAAUGACAACCCCAAACUGUUGUGAUCUGUCCAUGCCCUUCUAGAUACAAAGCCAGGAGAACUUUGCCACUGGCCAGAGAGACAAUGUACAAAUUCAGAUGCUGUGACACUCACACAGAAUGUGCUCUAUGCCUUCAAGUGAAAUUCUCUUAAAAAAAAAAAAGCUUGUUAAAAAACGAACUUGUGUACAUUCAGGCCCUAUGUAAUAAAUACCUUGAACUAAUCACCACACACCCUGUGGCAGGGAAGUGGAGGCUUUCAGCUGAAGGUUUGGAUUAUCUACUCUCCUUAGUCAUCCUAAGAGAAAAGCUCCUACAAAGACAUUAAGAGAUCCACUGCCUACUUUCCUUAACAGUAGUUACAGAAAUCCCCACCUUAGGGCAACAGAAAUGCUGGACAAACUGAAUGCUUCACAUUUAAGCCAGUGAGGAGGACAAGCCCUUAUUCCUUGACAUCCUUGACAUGGUCGGAUCUCUGACCUCUGUCUAUUUCAGAGGUAUAUUUUUGAGCAGACCUUUCAAAAGCAGCAUGUGUGUAAAGAGAACUCUCCCUCAGAUUUCAUGUAGAUUCUCCAGAUUUUACUGAUCUUCUAUUUGUUACUGCCUACCCCUACAGAUCCUAGCUGUAGCUCCACCUUUCUCACUCUUCUUUCUUGGAACAGAGGCUUUUAAAAAAUGAAGCCUCUGCUGCUUCAAUAAAGGUCACUGAAGAGAGGAAUGUUAAAACACAUUACAUCAACAGCCUUUAAUGUUACAUAGCCAGGCCACAAAUGCAUGUUUUCAUUGAUACAUUUCUAGAUAUCCUAAACAACAUAGGGUGACUACUAUGGUGGUAUCACCAUUACUCUUAGUGGAUCCAGAUCCUUAAAACAGGCCUUAUCAGUUGCUAAUUUGACUCUAAUUUCCUAUCAGCACAGAAGCAAAGGAAAGAUUUCAUCAUGGUGCUGCCAUCGUGCAGGAUCCUUCUUUCAUUCUGGAGCUGUCAUUCACAGCUCUGGCUAAUGGUUCAUUUGCUGUUCCUAGCAGCAAACACAAUGGGCACAAGAAACAAAGCCAGCUGUUCAUAAAAACAAGCAACAAUAACACAACCUAUGAGGGACCACUCCUAUAUGGACCCCUUAACUGAGUGUGUUCUGGUUGUUAGGCAUUUGGGAUAGGUACUUUGCAGCACAGCUGUAUGCACAGCUAAAUACAAAAACACCUGGAGAGUAUGGAGAUAUAGGUAUCUCUUACAGAAUCAAAAUUGCCACCAAAAUGUUUACAUCUAAUGAAAAGCCCACCUUGACUUUAGCCAGCUUUGAAUCAAAUUCACUUAUAGAUGGAGAUUGGUUGAACUAUAUUUGAAACCAUUUCUCUAGCUUCAGAAUGAACCAAGUAAAAUAUUUUCAUUGAGUUUUGGUUGGGGAUUUCUUUGUUUCUCCGUUUUUCAUGAGGAAAGAGCUCUAUUUUCUAUCAUGAAUUCUCUCACAGGUGAUUUAAGCCUUAAACUAAUAACAAGUCCAGUCAGAGAUGGGAAAGGCAUAGAACUCCUGAGGGAUGAAACCAAAGAAAGUAUUUGCAAACCUCUAGCUGUCUGCCCAUGAUGGGUAUCCAGCCUGUACAAAUAUGCAAUACGCUUGCAUAAUGCAAGUUAGCCAAUUAGAAAUGGGCUCAGAGCAUGGAGUAGUGCAUGCUCAGGCAAGUGAACUUCACCCUCUCACUAGCUCAGCUAGGGUACUUUGGUAGCAUCUUUGGAAAUUAGAUGUGAGAAGACUGACUUGCUUGCAGAUUUUAUAUUCUUCAAAGGGCAUAACACAGGAAAUACACCAUUUAUUCUUAGCUGCUGAAAACCUCAAAGAUACCAGAAUGGUACCAGAAUGGUAACACAGAAACACCAGCAGCAGGAGGGCAAACCUACUCUCAGUCUGUACUAUAACAUGGUAAGAUGGCAGGAUGUGGGUGUCAUUGUAUACUUAUUCCACUAAGUGCCUGUGCAUGUGAGGAAAUACAACUUGUUUGUUUAUCCUUUAAUUGCUGACUGUUUCAGUGUGGUGUGUUUUCACUUCUUCACUUUUUUUUUAUUUUUGUACUGUAUAAAUCCAGAACAACAACCUGUUGUUUUCAUGAGAGUCUAUUCAUUCUCAUUUUUGCAAAGAAAAUCUCACAGAAAUGUGCAAUAAACUACUCACUUUAUAAGAAAGAAAUAAAAAAGAAACCUUAGGAAAAAAGCAACCAAAUCACAAUAUGCAGUUAAUAAAUGUUUUGACGUGGGAAAUGA
This is a messenger RNA of Dromaius novaehollandiae (emu), 5267 nucleotides long. RefSeq names its product post-GPI attachment to proteins GalNAc transferase 4 (gene PGAP4). The record is from RefSeq and is a predicted model, not a curated record. Lineage: Eukaryota; Metazoa; Chordata; Aves; Casuariiformes; Dromaiidae. Gene Ontology annotation, cellular component: Golgi membrane. The coding region runs from base 1852 to 3036 and encodes 394 amino acids. Gene Ontology annotation, molecular function: glycosyltransferase activity. The transcript is spliced from 4 exons. Gene Ontology annotation, biological process: GPI anchor biosynthetic process.